AUGGCGAAAAACCAAGCGAUAUUUCCAGGAACCCAAGUAUCUCCGCCAGAGUUUGACGAUUUAGAACAGAACGAUGGCCGGUCCAUCACCGCUUACACCUUCACUAACAACACAAACCCAGCUACGAUUGUUCCUGCAAUUUCACAUGUUACUCACCUGAGUUUAGCAAUCGUCUUCACGACUUUGUUUGCGCUGUUGUUCUUGAUGAUCAUAGUUCAACUUUUUCUCAUCUUGUACUUCGGUCAUCGAAGAUUAUCGUACCAGAGCGUCUUCUUGUUCAUCUACUUGAUUUGGGCAGCUCUGAGGACUACCCUUUUCUCAUUCUAUUUCGGAAGUUCUGCAGAGGCAGACUCUUUGCCUGCUUUUCCUAGGUGGCUACUAUUUGCUCUUCCAAUCUACUUGCAGUUUCUAACGUUGUCGGUUUUAACUGUUUACUUGGCGAAGGUAAGAUGGUUGCGUCUUGUCUUCACCCUGAUCUUAAGCUUAAGUUUAAGUCAGUUAGAGCACAGCUAGGGCUUAUUCCCUUCAGUCCAAGCUCAUACCUUUUAAUUCAGUUUUCCUAGGUCCCAUGGGGUUUAUACUUGCAUGGUGCAUGCCAAGGUACAUAUGAGGCCCAACUGUUAAGCCCAAAGUUCCACUAGGCUACCCAUACAUUUUUUUCUCUGCUUCAAAGGCAAUUCACCCGCAGAAAGCUGCCACAAAAUUUCUAAUCCAAACGCUCCUUGGCUCAAAAAGGUCUUUUUAUCCCCCCAUCAAAACUCAACCUAUACUUGUAGAUACAUUCCCACCACCUCCUCAGGUUGAAAGGAAAUUUGUGUAUGUUGGCCAUUCAUGUAUCUGUGCACUGAGUUCCUCUUGAAGGCUGUUAAGCUUUAAGGGCAUUUACCUAGUGUACCGGGCACAGAUGAUGUAAAACAAAAAAACAUAAACCAUGAAACCAUACCAAGCAGAUUUUUCCCUGAACAGAAAACAAAGAAGUCUUUUGUUUUACGUCAUCUGGCUCCAGUACACAAAGUUUUGAUCGCUUCAAGUGUGAGCCACUUUGACCACAAAAAUCUGACCAUAUAAUGGAAACCUGCUGGAGUGGCAUUUGAGGCUGUGCUGUAAGAAAAAUUAAUGAUAGGGACAACGCGACGGCAACGAGAAUUUCCAAAAACAAAACAAUAGGGUUAAUGAGCAAGACAACAACUUUUCAUGAGGAGCACUCGUUUUUGCACAACUAUGGUGUGAAACUGCCUAAUUUCAUGUUUUAUGGAGAACGCGAACAAGCAAUGACAAAAUUUUUUUAUUCUUUCUGAACUUGGAUAUUACCCCUUAUUCAACUUCCAGAGGGUUCACCUCCAUUUUACAAAGUAAGUGGGUAGGAAUAAUCACGAUAUAGACUGAAAGAAUACAAUUUUGACUUUUUAAAAGACGUUCUCAUAGCCGCCGUGUUGUUGGAUUUUAAAGCCCCUAAUUAUUGUAGGGAACCCAGUGUUUUGAACCUUUGAAAUUCAGUGUGGGGCCCAGCAUAGGUUUGCUAUUAAAAAACCUAAGAUUUCUUAGUUUCCCGAGAGCAAAAGUAACUGGUACCAGGAGCCGCUGGGCACUGCUAGAGUACAACUUUGAUAUUGAUACAAUUAUGUAAAUAACAUUUGUCUGGUAGAUGAGAUGCAAAUGAAAAGAUUGUGUUAAAAUUGUGUCAUCUCUUGUGGGUCAUGAAAAAAUGAUGAUGGAUGUUCCUUUUUCGGCAGGUUGUGUUUAGAACAAGGAGAACAUCUUUUGAGCCAGUAAUGUUUAUGUAAGUAGAAAAAUGUAUUGUGUUGCAAAGUCAAAAGAAAAAGAGGCCUGUUAAAAUGAUUCAGAGGACUACCUAAGACUUUGUAGUUACACAAAUUCAUUUUUUUGUUACAAAUUUGUUCGACCUUCUACAGAGAUGUCGAUAAAGGCUGGGUGCCGGGGUUUAUAACCUUGGCCUCUAUGACCUUUUUCCCAAGCUGCCAAUUCAUGCAGUGUAGGAAACAUGGAAGAAAAAAGAACAAAAGGAAGUUUCUAGCUGUUCAAUUUUCUGUCUACUAAUUGCAUAUACGUGUACUUAAUGACUUGAAAUUUUAGUGACAGCCCACUUUCUUUUUUAGAAUAAUUUAUGAGAUAUUAUAUUUGUUUAUUAUUUUUGUUCAACAAUUUUUCCCAGGCCAUCAAGGGUCAAUUAUAAUUAUUAAGCUGCCUCUUCUGGGUAUCUGACAAACAAUCUUUGCAGGUGUUCGCAAACAUUUUGAAUGCAAAAAAAUAAAUAAAUAAUGUUAAAACAUUCAUACAUCCAUCCAUAGCUUGAUGACUGUAAUCAUGAUUUUUUGAACAGUGUCAACUGGGAAAAGCAAAUAAUGCUUCAAUUAAUUGGGGCGGGGGGGGGGUGGUUGAUAAAUUGGGGUUAAAAUGACAGUCUUUGACCAAUUAAGGGAUGUUACAUGUGGGUUUGGUUAAAAUUUAUCGGGAGCUCCAAAUCUCUGAGGGUUUGAGAAAGUUAUCAGGAUUUUACUGUACUCUUUCACCCUUUCAGCAAUAAGCAAGCAGCUAAAUUCCCCUGAGAGUUGACAAACCCCGAGCAUUCAGCCCACAAGUAUAUCUAUACAACUUUAAUCAUUACAUUCAUGCAUAAACAAAAUCUUGUUGACUAACUGCAACCUGUCAAAAAACUAUUCAAAGAAGUGUAGCAGGUCGACAAUCAAAUUUAAAGUUGACUAGAUAUAUGCUGUGUCUCUGGGGACACGUCUCCUUGCCCAGAGACAGCAUUACACCUACACAGUGUCUUACUGUAGCUUUGUUCCCUUCAACAGGAGAUAUCUGCUUGUGUCAUUUGUCAUGGUGAACGUAAUUUUCGUGGUCAUCAACAUCGCAACUGCAGUUGUUUGUCCCCUCCAGGACGCUCAUCAAAUUAUGGUUAUAGUGAGGGUGGUAGUUAAUGGUCUCCUCUUUGUUUUGGUGGGAAUUGUGCUCUGUGUUUGCAUUAUUAAGGUUUGCAUUCAUUAAUAUAAUAAUUGGUUAUUUAGUCACGACAGGUAUUUAACCCUUUAACCCCUAAGAUCAAAAUGUGAAUUCUCAUUAAUUUUGUUGCCCCCAUACAUUUCCUACAAAAGUAGUGGGAGAGAAUGAUAAAAAUAAUGUCGAGCAAAUUCGUCUUGUGUGAUCGUGUCCGUAAUUCUCAUGAAUACUCUGUUUUGAUAAGCAUUGAUAUUACAAGGAGAAAUUUGAUGCUGAUCACUCUUAGGGCUUAAAGCAUUAACGCACAUUUAACAGUUAUUGAAUGAGGCUCACACCCUCAGCUAUUCCUCCCACAUAAGUAUUUAGGCAUUACCAGGAAACUUUUUCUUUAUCCUACCACUACAAACUAACCAAAGAAAACAUCAUCUAGGAUAUCUUGGAAUAACGUGCAGAUGGUUAUUAGUAGAACAAGAUUUUUCUCUAAAUUUAAUUUUUGAGUGAACUUUUUUUGUUGUUGUCAUAUUUCUCUGCCCUGUUUGAAUGAAUCAUGCCCAUAUGGAUAUAAUUUGAAAGAUCUCUUCCCCUGCACAACAAAGAUGUUAAAUUUUUCGGUUGUCUAUAAUGGUUAAAACUGAUGAUGUCACAAGGCAUGGGUAGCUAAAGAUCUGGGAAUUUUUUAUUGGAAGAUCUGAUUCUGAUAAACACUGUUGACACCUCGUUCGAAGCUCCAUCCCCCAUACUCCUUACUACAUAUUAUCCUCCCAAAAUCAUAAUUUUGAAUAUGCCUGAAAUGUAAUUCUGCCAAAAUGUACCGCUGCAUGUUAGGAAAAAAAAAUUAGCCAGUUGUAUUGUGAUGUCCGAUCCUGUUGAUGCUAUAAUUUCAGUGUCAAACAAGUGGUAAAAAGAAGCUUUAUCUCAAUGAGCAUACCUAUUUUUCUUGCAGAUAACAAGAGCUCCAGCUGUCAAUUUGUUAAUCGAGGGACAGGUACAUGUUGGUGUUUGUUUGUUUAUAUUUUGGUUGUUGUUGCUGUCUUUUUUUCUUUUCAUUUUUUUCAUUGUAUGGUUUUUUGUGGCACAUACAGUGCAGUUUAAAGUUACUUCAACUAACAUAAUUGUGUUUUCUAAAAUCUGCAUUUUUAAAUUUAUUUAUACAAUGUUGAAUUGAAGUUCUGUUUACUAAGUUCAGCCCUCUCCAUCAGUCAUUGAUUUGAAAAGGACUCGUUCUUGCUGAUUUUUGGGUGGGGUGUUUUUGCACACCUUGGUAUUAUUACUUGCUGUAAGUAGUGGAGGUUAAUUUCUUGACUUUUGCCGACACUGAAUUAAACUGAAACACUGGCACAAUAAUGGAUUACGUAUAAUGGGUUCAAAAAAUUUAUUUACUAUUAUCUUUUAUACGCAUGUUUGGUUUUCCUCUUUAUUUUGGAAAAGUCUAACAGUCAUUAAUUCCCGUUGACACUGAGUCGAGGGACCAAACGACACAUCAGCAGCACUAUCCAUAGGCAGAUAUCUGCAUCGACAUGUCAACGUCUCUGUUACAUGUCCUAAACUGAAUAUUUAAUGCGUUGCAAUCACUAAUUUAAUAUGUACAAGGGUGCAAAGGUGUAAAGUAUACAAACAUCCGUGCGAUAAUAUGGUAAUAACAGGUUGGCGCAACGAAACAUGUGAUACAUAGUUGUGUAACAGACAUAACAGCCUUAAUGACCUCUACACCAAUCAAAACUUCGAGCAGAAGAAAUGGCUUAACUGCAGAAUACCCUUCCACUUUAAAGCAACCUUAAAGAUAGGUGGGUACGCGGAUACUCAAUUGCUACGUAUCCGCGUACCGGGUGUCCACUUUGUCACUACAUAUCCGAGUUAAGUAUCCUCGUAUCCACUUAGUAAAUAUCUUUUAAAUAAUAGUCACUGCGUAUCCGCGUGUCCGCUUCGACAUACUCUUAAGGCAGCAUACGAUAAAGCUUAUAGUAUGUCUAUAAAAAAAAAAGUGUCAAGAAAGAAAUACCAGACGUUGUAUAGCCCGUGCUUCUUGAAAUAACUCAGCAAAGCAACGCGUGUGAUCAAAUGACAGAUGUGGGUAGAUAUUCCACCCGACACUGUACCGUCUAAUAAUGGAGGAGAACCAGCAGAAGCUCGAUCAGAGAACAAAUAGCUUUUAUUUUCUCUUCAAGUCCCUGUUGUUUCUACUCAAGCUCCUGAGUUUAUUGUUCAGGUUUCUCCAUCUGUGACGUGCAAUGGACUUUUAGUUGAAGUGUUGAGUUUGUCUUGUAAAAGAGCUGUCAAGUUCUCUGAGACACUUUUUGUGCUAUCUUUUGGUUUCUUUCGAUGCCUUACCGGCGCGCUAAGUUACGGCUUCAUGUCUUCCUUCAUAUUCUUCUCUUUCAAUAAAAUUUUAAAGAAAACAAUCUGAAAAAAAGACUUAAAGCAACAACAAAAUCAGCGAUCUGGAAAAGAUCGCUGAUUUUCCUUUUACACUCUUCCACUUCCUCUCUUUGAAUCCCAUUGUCGUCAUCCAGCCACUGUUGCUUUAUUCGCAGGUUUUUUAUCAUCACUGCUGUCUGCCCGCCGCAGGGUUGUCCCUAGGAUUUCAAGUUGUCGGGUAAAUACAACAAGUAGGCGGGUAAUCAAUCAGCUAGGGAUUUCUUUUGGUCCUAUUUUUCUUCUAUUUUCCUAUGGAAGUGGCCGGGGGCCACGUUCUUAGUAGCCGGGGAGAAUCCCCGGCCCCCGCCUCUUAAUGACAGCCCUGGCCCGGGCUGCUGAAAAUUUCUCAGCAUAGUACCGCUUGUGAUAAAAUGACAGAUGUUGAUACAUAUUCAGAAGCAGCAGAAACCUGAAGAGAAAAGAAAUAUAUAUAUUUUUUUCGGUCCAAGUUCUUUUUGUUUCUACUUAAGCUCGUGGGUUUUCUGUUCAGGUUACUCCAUCGGUGACGCGCAGUGGACUUUUUACUUGAAGGUGUUUUCCUUUGUAAAAGAGCUGUUAAGUUCUCUGUCAACGUUUAGUGUUUUCCUUUGAUCAUGAAAAAAGAAGACAUAAAAACGCUGUCGGAGAAGAAGAGAAGAAGUUCUUUUUCCGAUGCCUUACCUGCGCGGUAAGUUUCUUUAAGUCGUGCUCCAUGUUCUUCUCCUUCAACUUUGUCGAUCUAUCCAGAUCGCUGAAUUUUCUUUAACACUUCCACCGCCUCUCUUUGAAUCCGAUUGUCCAUCUUCAGCCGCCGUUGCUUUCUUCGCAGGUUGUUUAUAAUCAAUGCAGUCUGUUUUGUUGGUUCGUAGAGCUCUCCAAGCACCUUGUCGUCGCUGUACAUAAACAUUAACUAUGCUAUCUUUAGUCGACGAAAUCUGUUAAAACAGAUUCCGUCGACUAAGGAUAGCAUAGCCAAUUUACAAUCUUUGGCUAACAAAAACAAGAUGUGUCUCUUGAGUAAAAAGCAUAGAAAGACCUAAACUACCAACAAGUGCAGUAUGAGCACUGAAAGUGCUUGAUUGAAAAAUCAAUGUCCCUAAAUUGCUCGCUAAAUUUUUGCCAUAUUUUUUGCGAAAAGUGGGGGUUUAAUUUAGUGAUGUCAUAAACAGUUGUUCAUGUUGAUUUCUUCUGCGCGCUCGGGCGCGCGCGCAGAGUUUUUUAUUCAGCGAUACUUUUUGUCAGCACCAGGGCGUCUGCGGUAUUAUUAACCUAUUCUAUUGCGGGGCUAGUAUCGCGUAGUCAACUUGUUUCUCUUCCCGUUUACAACAAUUGCUGAUGGCGCCAUCCAUAGCUUGUGAGUUCUUCAUUUCGAGUAGCAGGCGAGGGAAAAGAGCUUGCAAGCUAGCAGCAACGCUGCAACUCAUGUGCCCCUCACGCGUAACUUCUCACGGUUUACCCCAAAGGAGAGCUUAAUCACCGUCUACACCAUCUACCAAGUGUGAGGUCACGUUACCAUGGUAGCACUAUUUCUGGCUGAUAACGAAACCGACGGCGACGGCAAGGAGAACGGCAAAAAAUAUUACGUUUAUAUUAACAAACAACAACUUUGCACGUGCAUUUCGUUAUUUUGUACAUUUCUUUGCCGUCGUUGCACCACUACGACAGGAAACUUCCUAAUUUCACGAGCCCGCGUUAUGGCGUAGGUGAACACAACACACAAAUUUUCUUUUUCUUUUUCUUUUUCUUUUUCUUUUUCUUUUUCUUUUUCUCUUUCUCUUUCUCUUUCUCUUUCUUUUUCUUUUUCUUUUUCUUUUUCUUUUUCUUUUUCUAAACUUAGAUGCGGUCCUUUCGGUUUUAACCCAGAAACAUUUCGCCAACAUUUGACAAAUUGAAUGAAAUUAAAUAAGGUCAAUGAAGUUUGAAACAGUGCGAAUCAACUUUUUAAGUGACGUUUUGGUUUGUUGUCAUCCAGAAAUUUUGCUACCAUGGCAACGUGAUGUAACGACUUCUCCUCUCUAUUAAUCACCAGUCGGAGCGGUAAAAAAGGACAAUUUUGGUCGUCAAUCAAUUGACAUUCUCGAGCUGUCUAAACUCUGGCCUGCAAGCAAGGACUUAGUCUCAAAAAGGCAUAAAGGUCGCCGCUUGAACAGUAAAUCCUCUACUAAGCCUUCCCUUUUAGUGGAAAAAAGUUCUUAACCCCCCCUUGUUUAUAGUCCUCCUCCGGGCUUUUCCAGAAACUUUAGAGUGGACGUAAAAAAAUGAAGUAGGUGGUAAUAGAUUAGAUCAAAAGGAGCGGAAAGCCUUUCACACGGCUUAGCUGCAUGGUUCGGGUUAGUUUAAGGGGCCCGUAAAAGCGUAUUUCAAUGCGUUUUGAGAGACCAUUUAAAGAAUUUUAGCAACAAUGGUGUCACCUUUUUUUACCUUCAUUUGCUUUGUUUUUCGCAUGUUUGUUUUUAGUGAAAAAUGAUGUUGAGAUACAAAUACCACCGAAUUAUUCCCCGCUUAAAAAGUUAUUCUGUACGAGCAGCCGGCGCUUCCGUGGCAACCAUACCGUGAUUUUUGCUGGCUGCUGUAGCUUCUGGAAAACACUGGUUACACCGAGGAUUUCUUUGUAUAGAGGUUCGUUAUGUCGAGGUCCCACUGAGUAAGUUUGGUGAUAAUUUCCUAUUUCAUAGGGAGCUACAACACGUCAAGGAAUUCUUCUUUGCGUCUUGGUUGUCCUGUUGUAUGUAUCCCGAGUUAUUUACAACCUUGUAGCUGUUACUGUGCCUCAUGGUAUAUCAUCAUUUGGAUUUGGUUGGAUCAAUGUGUCUGAUGAGGUACUUGUCACAAUUUCAUUCGUAUAUAGCCUCCCACGUAGACAGUCUUUUGGCUCGUCACACACUUGAAUCGAAAUAGCCUGCGAGCAAGCUCUUCGGGCGCGAAAAGGAAGGAGAGCUUGCAACUACCUCUAUAAUUUAAAUUCCGCUUCCAAUUUCCCUGUUGCUCCCCGUCGACAGAGUGGUCAGAUUUCCGCCAAUCAGCGCGAAUGUAAGCAAACAUUAGGGUAAUGACGACAUUACUAAUGUCAUCUCUGCCAAUCACCAUUUUGCAUCGACUUUUUGAUGCAGGUAUUCAAAUUCCAGAGACGUAGUUACAAGCUUUCCUUCCUUUUCCCGCCCCGCCACCAGAGCGUCCCGGAGAGCUUGGUCUCAGACUAGUAUUUAAACGACUCUGUAUCGAAAAGACCGAACCCCUGUUAUAAUGCCCAUGCCCGAUAGAGAAAUUUGAGGAAGUUGUGCGACAACACAUGGUUUGUAGAGAGCGAUUUGUUGAUUUUUUUUUCCGCCCAUCCUCAGGGAUCAACCCCGAGAACGUCCGCUUGGGAGGCUAAGUUGGGUCCACUCAUUCCUACUAAAAUGACUUAUUUUAUACCUCGAUGAAUCACUCAGUGGGGGGGCCUAAAAGUAGUGUGAAACUAGCAACAGAAACUUCCAACUUGUUCUUCAGCAUUGUUGCAAAACGAGUUAAAUAGUGAUGUUGUGGGUUUACCACCCACGAUUCAAACCUGUCUUGUAGCAAAUCAGGUUCCCAGUUGUUGCAGAAAGAAGAGAGUAGUUCUACGUUUUGUAACAAAAUGUGUACAUCAUCAUGAUGCUCCUUUUACUGGCCUAAGGUAAACUUGACGUAACUCCAGUGUAUGGCGUGAUCCAAUAAGAAGCCAGUAUUCACGCUACUUGCAAGUAAUCGGACCAUAACGGUGCUUAUAUCUCCUCGAAUUUGUACCAACAGGCACAUUCUCAGCAGGUUGACAUUUUUCAUCUUCUUCUUUCUGGAUACGACAACCUAUCUCAUAAAUUCACAAAUAUAUAUUUUCUUGACGUCAUCACUGCUCUUCUCUAAAAUUACAUGUGCAAAUUUUACCUUUUUACCCUGCAGAAUGAAAUCAAAUACCAAACACCUGGUCCAGGUCAAGACUCUGAAAAUGUUCGUGAUUAUAGGUUCAUUACAUUUGGAUUGGUGCUGUUCGUUUGGGAAGUUCUUCCCACCUUUAUGGUUUUAUGGUUUUUUCGCGUCCGACGACCUCAAAUUGGAGACAUGGUGAUUCACUCUUAUUCUAAUAUUUAUUUUAUAAUGCUUAAACAAGCAGCAGACAACUCAAUUUCAGUUUGUAGCUCUCCUCGUUUGCUAGCAAAAGCUAGCAGUUUUCUCUGGUUUUGCGUCGGUGUUCAGCUGCCCUAGGGAUUCGUCUGUCGUGAAUUUUCAUAAAAGUAAGGGAUUAUUACCGGUUAUUAUCAUUAUUCCAAAUAUUUAUCCGUCUAUUAUUGCUAUAAAUUCCCCGUUUAAUUCUUCAUAACCAGCUACCAUUAUCCAAAUUUGUAAGACUUACAUCAUUAGUCCGAUUAUAUUUCUAUUAUUCGACGAUUGACGUCACGCAAAGAAGUUAGCUUGGUGGCCGUUGUGCAGUAACUUUAGAAAAUCUCACACGCCAUUAGUAGCCCUGACGCUACGCACGGAAGAAACAGCGCAAUUACAAAAAUACGUUCAUUUAUCUACUUAACUGCAAACGAAUAUGCCGCAGAACGUAGGAUAUGAUCAGCCAUUUUCCCAACUGAACAGCUUUGCAGAUUUAUCGUUCACGAAGAAAUUCACUCAAAACAAGAUUUCGUAUGAUAUGAAAAAUAACACUCGAGAUCUGCAUUACUGUUCUUAUCAUACUUAGCCUCAUCCGAUAAUUGCUUAAUAUUUGUCACGGAUGCUUUGUAAACAUACGUGUUCUGCUAAAAUUUUCAGGGACCCUCCGCCAUUGCGUCGCAGAGUUACGACAAAAAGUCUUAUUUCUUUGACAAUCCUAGAAGAUAUGACUCGGACGAGGAUCUGACCAAUCCGCAUGUGUCUUGUAGAGGGUAAAUCACUUAUGUAUGUUACCGUAGUCAAGUAGUAAGUCAGGUUGAUCCAGAGAAUCGGUUUUUACUUGCAGUUAUUUGGGGGGGCGGGGGUGUGUUGGGGGCGGAGAGACAGGGGAAAAAACGGGGCAUAGGAUUCUAGCUUUUCUCACCCAGUAUAGAGCUGCAGUAUUUUUUUCUGUCAUUGUUUUUCGGCGUGUAUUUUUGUUGUUGUUGUUUUUAUCUUAUUAUGUUACAUCCAGGAGCCCAUAAUCCAGAGCGAGCAACUUCCAUGCGCUUGUGUCACGGCGUUUUCACCCGACGGACCAGGUUAUUUUUAGAAUGGUUUUGGCGCAAUUUUGAAUACGUUUUAAAUUCCAAAAACCAGUCAGCAAACCUACAGACCUAAACAUGAUAUUUUUUGCGUUUUAGAACGUUUACUUUUCGUUUUUGAGAUUCUGUUUUGGCGGGAAAAAGUGUCCUAAAAUGUGUCAUAAAAUAUACUGGUCCGUAAUAACGCCGUGACAUAGCCCUAGUAUGGGAGUUACUUGCUCCAUGUUAUGGGCUCCUGGUAUUUCUUAGUUUAUCCAUUUGUUUUCUGUGAACGCUCGGUAUUUCCUGCAGACAGUAACCAUCGUUAAUUUUCAAAAGCAGUGGGAAGUCAGAGAAAGUAGAAAAAGCAAUCAACAGUGUCAGCAUACGAAUUUCGGGGGGGGGGAGGAGGGAGAAUACGACGAGGUCUUCUAACCGGUCUCCCUAGCACCCCCUCCUCUGUGACCCUCACUGACUUGUGCACCACAAUCCGAGCGAAUUGGACUUCUCACAGGUCCCCAGGAAAUGCCUACACCGCAAGCCAGUUUCCCUCUGCCCAAUAAACCUCGGUGACAUAACACUGAGACAGUGACUCAAGUUACGCCCUAUUUUUUAUGUUUGUUUUUCAGUAAUUAUAAUAUUCCAGGUGUGCUUAGUCCCUCACCCAGUGUCAACGGCACUGUUCGAGCAGCGCGAUCCUACGGUUCCAUCUCAGGCAUGCGCAGUGGAAGCUUUCAGAGAAGCAACAGUAACUCAAACCUCUAUAUUCCGGGUACCACACCUCCUCAGCUGUUUUCGGCAGGGUCUGGGUACCAACCAAGUACGUUAGUAGAGCAAAACGAGGGAUAGUAAGAUAAAUAUUUCCGCAAGAUGGAGAGAGAUUGGUGACAAGCUUGAAUCACGGCACUCGCCUCAAGGCUUAAAGCCUGGAGGAGAACAAGGUAUACAUAAUCUUGUAUUCAGAUUUUGGUUGAUGCGCAUGAAAUAUUAUACAAUCGUAAAAUGCUGACGGUAACAUAAUUUAUCUGUUGUCACUUGUUAAUAGUUUAAAAUCGAUAGUAGUAUCUUCUUCCAUUCCUUGGUCCAGCCAUGUCGUAGGAUAGAAUGAAGCAAUUUGAAUUUAUGUGACAAUGUAUAGGUAUUUGGUUCCUUAACAUUCCGGGCAACGAAGUGACAAACGAACGUAUUCCAAGAAACAUCACAUGCUGCGUUUUAGGUCUUACACGCUCAUUUUGGCCGAUAGAAACUUUGGUUUAAAUUCGUUGUUCGUUUCCGGUUAUCUGCUUAAUUAAGUAUCACCUGCUCCUGAAGAGCAGUUUUGAGCCUUGUCCAGUAAGUGUGAUGUUAGCUUUUCUCAGAGGUGACAUGUAAGAAGAGGUUUUGUCACUAUGUUAAAACAGUGCGUGAGUCUUGAAAGCAAAAAGUGUCACCACCUCAGUCGUUCCCUUGAAACUGGGUUUAAUAUUUUCCAGGUUAAUAACUCGUAUUGUCAUAGAAAAAAAUACAUAUCACACUCUUUCCAUAGUAUCGUUGGUUAUAAGCAAAGAGUAUAUUUUGUCUCAAGCUUGCUAAGCUUCAAUUUAGAGCCUCAUCAGGUAGCAAUAAUUGUAAUAUACCAUAACAUGUUAAUCGCAGAAUAAUUUAUUGAUACAUUUCAAUAACUUCGUGAAAUCAACGCACAUACUGCUGCAAUAAACAAAAAGUUAGAUACUGCAUAGGAAAGUUAGGGCUUAUUUACCCGUAUGACAAACGAAUACGGUUGUGACUAGAAUGGAUACGCCAAAGUCAGAUUGUCAUCUUCGCUCAAAAUACAGGAUAGGAGUCUUGUAACUUAAAGUUGUAAAUAAGAGAAGAAAGAAAACAGAAGACAAUAGUAGGUAGUAUGGAGGACUUGAACCCGCGUCAUUUAAUGUAUAAUACAUAUCCGUAUCCACUACACCAUCAAGGGCUAACUGCCGAGACCGGUUAAUUUUAACGUACUUUGCAUAGCGUUGAUCAUUACAUUAUUGAAACCUAACCGUUUUUAAAACAGUGCAAUCACUAUACUUCGGUGCUAAACCCUGUAUUCAACUCUUUUCCUUGCACAACUGUCUCUUACUCUGAUUUCCCCACUUUUCUUAAAGUUCUCGUGCCCAGUAAAUUCGCCUAAUUAUAGUACUAGCGUGGUCCAGAAUAUAGCGUUG
Porites lobata is the source of this 12715-nucleotide messenger RNA. Lineage: Eukaryota; Metazoa; Cnidaria; Anthozoa; Scleractinia; Poritidae. The record is from the annotation of a GenBank genome assembly.